This is a messenger RNA of Amaranthus tricolor (Joseph's coat), 2864 nucleotides long. Its product is annotated as G-type lectin S-receptor-like serine/threonine-protein kinase At1g34300. The transcript has a single exon. Gene Ontology annotation, biological process: recognition of pollen; protein phosphorylation. NCBI's taxonomy places the organism in Eukaryota, Viridiplantae, Streptophyta, Magnoliopsida, Caryophyllales, Amaranthaceae. Gene Ontology annotation, molecular function: ATP binding; protein serine/threonine kinase activity. Bases 137 to 2608 code for a protein of 823 amino acids. The record is from RefSeq and is a predicted model, not a curated record.
AAUUCAACGUUUUGGCCCCUUACUUAUCCAUAGACAACCCACCAAUCACCAUAUCACCGUUCUCCAACAUACUUUCUGAAUUUUCCUUCUAUUCUAAAUAUCAAAUUCCUAUGCAUUGAUUCAAACCAAAUACUAAAUGCUUUUACAAACCCAAAACAAUAAACCGAACAAAAUGGCACAAAAUCUGACAAGAUCAAAUCUUUUUGUAACGUUCUUGUUCAUUCUGUCAACUUUUUUCUUCAGAAUUUCAACUUCUGGAACUGAUAUACAACUGGGUUCUUCUCUUUCUGUUUCAAAUCUUAACCGAACAUGGUCUUCUCCAAACAACACUUUUUCUCUUCGUUUCAUCUCUCUAAAUUCUUCAUCUUUUUCCCUUUCCAUUACUUAUGAUUCUGUUGCAAUUUGGUCAAUUUCCACUACAGUUGAUGCUGGAGCUACUUUCAGUCUGUUGUCAAAUGGAAAUCUUCAACUACUAUCUGGUGCUGGAAGUGUUAUGUGGCAAUCAAACACUUCAAAUUCUGGAGUUUCUCAUGCUACCCUUGAUGAUUCUGGUAAUUUCUCCCUCAAAAAUAGGUCAAAUUUUGUUAUCUGGUCAACUUUUGAUCAUCCAACUGAUACAAUUGUCCCAUCACAAAAUUUUACAGUUGGGAUGGUUUUAUCAUCUGGGUCGUACUCAUUUUUUCUUAAUAAAACUGGCAACUUGUCUUUAAAAUGGAAUAAUGAUAUUCUGUAUUGGAGUUUAGGGUUGAAUGAUUCUGUUAGUAGUAAUGUUAGUAACCCUACAUUAGGACUUCAAUCAAUCGGUAUUUUGUCACUUUAUGAUGAUAAAUUUACUAGUUCUGUGAUAAUGGCUUAUGGAAGUGAUUAUGCUGAAUCUGGUGAUAUUUUGAGGUUUUUGAGGUUGGAUAAUGAUGGAAAUUUGAGAAUAUAUAGUUCUGCCAAAGGUAGUGGGAACGUUAUUGUGCGGUGGACUGCUGUCAAUGAUCAAUGUCAAGUUUUUGGGUAUUGUGGGAACAUGGGAAUUUGUAGUUACAAUGAUUCUGGCCCUGUAUGUGGAUGCCCAUCAGAGAAUUUUGAUCAUGUCGAUCCGAAUGACAAUACGAAAGGGUGUAAGUUGAAGAGGGCGGUUGCAGAUUGUCCUGAGAGUGUGGCGAUGUUGCAGAUGGAUCAUACCAAGUUCUUAACAUAUGCUCCUGAGACGAGUAAUGUUUAUUAUGUGGGUAUUUCGGAGUGUAGAGGAAAUUGUCUUUCAGGUGGUUCUUGUGUAGCUUCAACUAUUUUGGCUGAUGGGUCAGGGCAGUGUUAUAUUAAAACCUCAAAUUUUGUUAGUGGCUAUCAGUCAGCUGCUCUUCCUAGUACAUCAUAUGUUAAAGUUUGUAACCCGAUCAUACCGAACCCUCCUCCGUCGGAGCAAGGUGGAGAAAGAAAGAAGCUACAAGGCUGGGUUGUUGCUGUGGUUGUUUUAGGGACUCUCGUAGCUUUGAUAGUCUUAGAGGGAAGUGUGUGGUGGUGGUGUUGUAGAAAGAGUCCUAAAUUUGGAGGUUUGUCGAAUCAGUACGCCCUUCUUGAGUAUGCAUCCGGUGCUCCUGUGCAGUUUUCUUAUAAAGAGCUGCAGGAGGCUACCAGAAAUUUCAAGGAGAAGCUUGGUUCUGGAGGCUUUGGGGCUGUCUACAAGGGGAUACUUGCAAAUAAAACAGUUGCUGCAGUGAAGCAGCUUGAGGGUAUUGAACAAGGGGAGAGACAAUUUAGAAUGGAGGUAGCUACCAUAAGUAGCACCCAUCAUUUGAAUUUGGUUAGGUUAAUAGGGUUUUGCUCUGAAGGGAAACACAGGCUUCUGGUUUAUGAGUUCAUGAAAAAUGGCUCACUUGAUUGUUUCCUGUUUAGUACAGAGGGUGACCAAUCAUCGAGAGUUUUAAGUUGGAAACAACGGUUCGAUAUUGCCCUUGGAAUUGCACGGGGAAUGACUUACCUUCAUGAGGAAUGCCGGGAUUGCAUUGUACAUUGUGAUUUGAAGCCUGAGAACAUUCUCCUAGACGACUACUACAGUGCUAAAGUUUCAGACUUCGGGCUUGCAAAGCUCAUAAAUCCAAAAGAUCAUAGGUACCGCACACUCACCAGUGUGAGAGGUACAAGGGGAUACUUAGCCCCUGAAUGGAUUGCCAACCUUCCUAUUACCUCAAAGUCUGAUGUUUUCAGUUUUGGCAUGGUGUUGUUGGAGAUAGUAAGCGGGAGAAGGAACUUCGAUGUAUCUAACGAAACAAAUGGAAAGAGGUUCUCAAUUUGGGCGUACGAAGAGUUUGAAAAGGGGAAUGCGAAAAACAUAGUUGACACCAAGCUUAGGGACUGUGAAGUGGAUAUGGAUCAAGUUAUGAGAGCCAUUGAAGUUAGCUUUUGGUGUAUACAAAAGACAGCGACACAAAGGCCUAUGAUGGGAAAAGUAGUGCAGAUGCUUGAAGGAAUAGUGGAGAUUGAAAAGCCCACCAUACCAAACGUUGCCUCUGAGGGUUCAAUGAGCGGCAGUGUUAGUGCUUUUUCCACUUUGGCGACUUCUGCCCCAAAUCCGUCAUCAUCUUCUUCAUUCCAAACUACUCCACUAACUCAACCUUGAGCCGCCUACUUCAUCUCUUUCAAAGUGAGAUCAACUAAGAUCCAUAUCCAUAUAAUUAAAACAUUAGCAUUAUCUCUUCUUAUAGUAGCCUAAGUCUCAUGAUUAUAGCCUAAAUCCAAUCCUUCAUUUUUCCAAGCUUUCUUUCCUUGUUGCUUUUCUUUCUUUAUGUUGCUGAGCCAAGAGAAUUUAGGCCCGAUUUUGUCUAUGCUAUGGACCCAAUUAUUUGACUAAAAAUCCUAUUAAUAUUAAAUGAUGA